This is a messenger RNA of Capsicum annuum, 859 nucleotides long. Its product is annotated as probable CCR4-associated factor 1 homolog 9. Gene Ontology annotation, molecular function: nucleic acid binding; poly(A)-specific ribonuclease activity. The transcript has a single exon. The coding region runs from base 164 to 859 and encodes 231 amino acids. Gene Ontology annotation, cellular component: P-body; CCR4-NOT complex; CCR4-NOT core complex. The record is from RefSeq and is a predicted model, not a curated record. NCBI's taxonomy places the organism in Eukaryota, Viridiplantae, Streptophyta, Magnoliopsida, Solanales, Solanaceae.
UCCAUAUUAUUUUCACCUUAUCCACUCUACGUUCUCUCUCUCUCACUCACACACACACAUAUAUAGUCUGUAACUCUCUUUUUCUCUACUUAGAAUUCUUCACCUUUCGAAUCAUACCACCCACCUUUCUCUAAAAACUCCCAAAUCACCAAUCUUAUAUCUCAUGUCGACCUCCGCCAACUUCAUGCCUCCUCCUCCACCAUUUUCCACAAUGAUGAAUAAAUCAGUUUUUGUUCGUUCCGUGUGGGCUAACAAUCUCGAAUAUGAAUUUUCCUUGAUUCGUAGCAUAAUCGACCGUUUUCCUUUUGUUUCAAUGAAAACACAGUUUCCUAGUGUUAUCCACCGAUCUGAUUUUCUUUUUUGGAACCCGAUUGAUCACUACAACAUUAUGAGAAGGAAUGUAAAUGCGAUUAAACUAGAUCAACUUGGGAUUAUGCUAACUGAUGCCUCUGGUAACCUGCCAGACUUUGACGGUUUGUAUAGCUUUACAUGGGAGUUCAAUUUUUAUGAUUAUGAUGUUGUGUAUUAUAAUCAUACACUUAGUUCGAUUGGGUUGCUUCAUGAGCAUGGAUUGCACUUUCAGAGGAUAUGUGCUAAUGGUAUUGAUACUUUCCAUUUUGCUGAGUUAAUGAUGGCGUCUGGAUUGAUUUGCAACAAUGAUGUUUCGUAUAUCACUUUUCACAGCGGAUAUGAUUUUGGCUACCUGAUUAAGAUUCUAACAGGGCGUGAGUUACCAAAUGUAUUGCCACAGUUUAUAAUGUUAAUGAGAGUGUUUUUCGGUGACAAGGUUUAUGAUGUAAAACAUAUGAUUAUUUUUUGCCAGAACUUUUAUGAUGAAAUGAAUUGGGUUACAAAUUAA